Enterobius vermicularis (human pinworm) is the source of this 369-nucleotide messenger RNA. NCBI's taxonomy places the organism in Eukaryota, Metazoa, Nematoda, Chromadorea, Rhabditida, Oxyuridae. The record is from the annotation of a GenBank genome assembly.
AUGAUCAAUCAAAAAUAUGUCGACGGUUGUGCUGCAACUCCGGCAGCAGACUGUACAUGCAACAUAAAUCCUGUCGAUCUGUUCUUAAAUUUUGCGGUGACAGGUCCGACAACUGAUGCAAACGGUUGUGAUUCUUAUACGGCAACCUGUACAUGUACUGCAGGAAACACAAAUUGCCAAGUACAACUUUUUGAUGCUGUUGCACUCGGCGGUAAUAAUGUUGGAAACGUUCCAUUUACGGGCACUCUCACAAUGACCGUUACAUGUCCGCCAGGAAGCGAUGGAUUAUUCUUCCGAGGCACACUGACAUCGGGCGCAACCAGUACCACCAUUAACAAUUUUAUGUCUGCAAAUUGCGUUAAUGCCUGA